AGGUGAAGGUCGUCAACAUGGCCUUCUUGCAGUGGAGAAGGUUCAACUUCUUUGAGAAGGAAACAGUCAAAGACCCAGAAACAGACCAGUAUUUUGAUCAGCUCAAGGACAAAAAUGUAUCUGUCUGUGCCAGUGGCAGGGGCCAGCUCAUUGUUGGUGAUUUUGAUGGUAAUAUCUACCUCAUCAAUAGACAACUUCAGAUGUCAUCUUUCAAGGGUUAUGAAAUUAGAGUCAGCCAUCUACAUCAAAUGAAACAGCACAAUAUCAUGGUGUCAAUAGGGGAAGAUGAACAAGGUGUUAAUCCACUGAUAAAAGUAUGGAACUUAGAGAAGAUGGAGAGGGGAAGUCCUAUAUGUACAAGGAUAUCUAGGGCAAUACCUGGAAACAAACCAACACCGGUAACUUGCGUGAGUGUGCAUGAGAAUCUCAACUACAUGGCAGUAGGGUUUGAGAAUGGCGUUGUCGUCGUGUACAAAGGGGACGUCACGCGGGACAGGCACAGUAAGUCUAGAACCGUGUUUGAGAACCAACGGCCAAUCACAGGGUUAUCCUUCAAGACAUCUGGUAGAGACGUCAUCUUGUUCGUUGUGACUGAAAUAGCUGUCAACGCCUUCAACCUCACUGCCAAGGAUCAAAGGGAGACUCUGGAGUCGUUUGGCACAAAGCUCCGCUGUACAGUGACAAGUGAUGCCAGCCAUGACAACCAGCUGGUCAUCGGCAGACAGGAUGCUGUGUACUUCUAUCAGCCAGAUGGGCGUGGUCCGUGUCUGGCGUUUGAGGGGGAAAAGCUUCAGCUACACUGGUUCCGAGGCUACCUGGUGGUAGUUGGGAAGGACAACAAGAACAUGCCACGUGCCCCUGUCUUAGGCACCCAGGGUCUGGAGAUGAACACAGUGACAGUGUACGACAUCCAGAAUAAGUUCAUCGCCUACUCCGCGCCAUACCCUGAUGUCAUUGAUGUCAUGUGUGAGUGGGGGUCUCUCUACGUGUUGGCCGGAGAUAGGAAGCUAUACCAGCUUCAGGAGAAGGACACACAGACGAAGCUGGAGAUGCUCUUCAAGAAAAAUAACUACACUCUGGCCAUCAGUUUGGCUAAGAGUCAGCAGUACGAUGCUGACGGCCUCAUUGACAUCUUCACUCAGUAUGGCGACCACCUGUACAGCAAGGGUGACCAUGAUGGCGCCAUCGACCAGUAUAUCAAAACCAUCGGCAAACUGGAAGCGUCUUAUGUUAUAAGGAAGUUCCUAGACGCCCAGCGCAUCCACAACCUGACCAAGUACCUACAGGCCCUCCACAAGGCUCAGAUGGCCACCGAGGAACACACAACACUCCUCCUCAACUGCUACACCAAGCUCAAGGACGUCUCCAAGCUGGAUGAGUUUAUCAUGACAAAAGAUCGGGAAGUAGAUUUUGAUGUGGAGACGGCCAUCAAGGUGUGUCGCCAGGCUGGAUAUCACAAACACGCUCUGUCGCUGGCGGAGAAACAUGCCAAACAUGAGUGGUACCUGAAGAUCCAGCUAGAAGACAUCAAAGACUAUCACAAGGCCCUUGAGUACAUCGGCAAGCUGGACUUUGAUGAGGCAGAGAAUAACUUGAAACAGUAUGGGAAGAUCUUGAUGAGUGAAGUGCCACAACAGACCACUCAGCUGCUGAAGCGGCUCUGUACCGACUACAAGCCCAUGAACAAGCCUCUAGUGGAUCAGCUGAGUAUGGAUGGUGGUUUACAACGUAUUCAGAAAGCCAAUGCAGAAGAAUUCAUCCAUAUAUUUGUCAACAACUCUGGUAAACUGACAGAGUUCUUGGAACACAUGGUCGAGGUUCAGCCCAACUCCUCAAACCUUGUGUACAACACCCUGCUGGAGCUGUACCUCCAUGAGAUGAUGCAUGAGAAGGAUAUAGCACCUCGAGUUGACAGAGAAAGAAAGACACUGGAACUGUUAAAGAAUCCUGAUGCUCGGUAUGACAUUGACCACGCCCUGAUUCUGUGUCAGAUGAACAACUUCAAGGCUGGCAUCCUGUACCUGUAUGAGAAAGCUCACCUGUAUCAGCAGAUUCUCCGCUACCACAUGGAGCAUGAUGAAUAUGUACACGUCAUCGACGCUUGCAAGAAGUUUGGGCAACAGGAUCCAAGUCUGUGGGUGCAAGCACUGUCUUUCUUCGCUCGGAAGGAAGAAAACUGUAAAGCUCAACUGAUGGAGGUUCUGUCUCAUAUCGACAAGAAGAAUCUGCUUCCCCCUCUGCUGGUGAUACAAACUCUGGCUCACAACUCCACCGCCACCCUGUCUGUCGUCAAGGAUUACAUCAUCAGACGACUUCAGUUGGAAAACGACCAGAUCGCGGAGGAUGAGAGACUGAUUAAACAGUACAGAGAGGACACGGAGAGGAAGAGGCAACAGAUAGAAGAACUCAAAACAUCAGCCAAGAUAUUCCAGGCCUCCAAGUGUAACAUCUGUAACCAUCCCCUGGAGCUGCCAUCAGUACACUUCCUGUGUGAACCACAUUCCUAUCACCAACACUGUUUUGAGGCUAAUGCUGAGACUGACACAGAGUGCCCAGUAUGUGCUGCAGAAAACAGGAAAAUUAUGGAUAUCAUACAAGCUCAGGAACAAACAAAGGACAUUCAUGAACAUUUUCACAAUCAGUUGGAGAGGGCACAAGAUGGCUUCUCUGUUGUUGCAGAUUAUUUUGGUCGAGGAGUGUUUAACAAGGUGACAUUAAUCACAGACUCCCCUACCCACCAACGGACUCCUCAAGGGAGUCUCUCCUCCAGAAUACCCUAGGCCAUAGACAUGUGGUCAACACAACAAGUCAAAAUACCUUAUGUCUAAACCAGCAUUAAACAUGUCUGUGCUGAAA
Messenger RNA from Haliotis rubra (blacklip abalone), 2856 nucleotides. Its product is annotated as vacuolar protein sorting-associated protein 11 homolog. Gene Ontology annotation, molecular function: protein binding; protein-macromolecule adaptor activity. Gene Ontology annotation, biological process: organelle fusion; vesicle-mediated transport; vacuole organization. The record is from RefSeq and is a predicted model, not a curated record. Gene Ontology annotation, cellular component: endosome; HOPS complex. NCBI's taxonomy places the organism in Eukaryota, Metazoa, Mollusca, Gastropoda, Lepetellida, Haliotidae.